AUGGCUGGACUCGACAAUAUCUCAAUGCCAGCAGAUGCAUCCUCCGACCCGUGCUUUCAGAGGCCAAAGAAGCGCCCUCGAGCUGUGGUCGCAUGUCUGAGGUGUAAAACGAGACGUCAAAAGUGCGACAACAAACUACCGGCCUGUUCCAAUUGCGCGAGGGCCAAGCUCAACUGUGUCUUUCCCGAGAACGAGUACCCGUCAUCCUAUGUCAAGGCACUGGAAACAAGAGUUGCAUGGCUGGAAGCACAGCUGGACCCCUCGCGGCAGUCCCGAUCGGAGGGGCACUUCUCCGGCGGCGAUGGCAAUGAGGCAGCUGCAAGCUCAGAGGGGCGGAUAACUUCCCCCACGGGCACUCCAAACCUGGCGAGUAGUGUUGGGCUAUUGUCCCUCCACGCAGCUGCCGAACCUCAAUACUUUGGAGUAUCAUCUGGGGUGUCUUUGGCUCUGAUGAUCGAGACGGCCGUCUACGAAAAAGCACGACCUAUUUCCUGCUUGAGUUUACCUUCAGAGACGGUCGAAAGUCCAUUCUCGGGCAGCAGCCAGAGAGGCUCGACCGCCGCAGCAUCUUCACCGCCGUUGGAGAAGGCAGCGUCUUUCGUGACCGCCUAUCUAUCUUAUAUUCACCCUAAUUUCCCGUUUCUUUCUAAACAUCAACUAUGGAAAGCUCACCACAAUCGGCAGGAAGUGGACGAUUCCACAACUAGUGAAGGACGCCAUGAUCAUGUUGUGUUGCAGCUGGUGUAUGCGAUUGGUUCUCGCUGUCUGAAACUGGUGGGGUCAGAACACAUCGCUGAAUCGGAGCCAGAAAGCUUUUAUCAUUCAGCCAUGGCAAAAUUACAAGAUCAACUUAACGUGCCAAGUGUUCAGAAUAUCCAGCUCAUUCUUCUAGUGGCCAUCUAUGCGUUGCGUUCUCCGUCAGGAUCUAGUGUUUGGCAUUUGUGCGGUCUGAUGAUCAGGCAAUGUGUCGAACUAGGACUUCACCGGCAACUGCAAAAGGAUGAGAACACGGCCCACUCUGACGAAUUUAAGAGGAGGUUGUUCUGGAGCAUCUACCACCUGGAGCGGAGGAUUGUCCUAGUUCUGGGAAGGCCGUUGGCCAUUGCCGAUGAUGAAAUCGACAUCCCAUUACCCCACGAGAUUGAAGACGACCGUUUUGAGGACAUCAUAGAGCUAGCAGAGACAAGCCGUGAGCACCAGGUAUCGAAUCAACACAGCGGGCCAGGGGUGCCUUCCACAGUAGCAGGAACCGACAUCUUAUUCCACGUUCAUAAUGUUCUGCUAGAUCAGCUCAACGCGAAAAGCCGUCUUACACUCGCCCGUCUCGCGAAGACCAGUCGUGGAACACAGGUCGAGCGAAAGAUUGCGAAGCGAUUCCAGGAACUUGAGGACUGGAAAACUGCCAUAUUUGGUCACUCCACCGGAGGGGAUGCGUCGACGGACUUGAUGUUGUCUACCCUCAGAACUCCUGUUCAAACGCCUGUGUCUCGGCCUGCUUUGCCGGAAGCACAGCGGCUCGCGUUGCUGCUCAACUAUCACCGAGCUCGCCGAAUGCUCCUUCAGACAAUUCUCACCGAAAUCCAAUUGCCCAAUCAAGCAUUCCCGUUUUCUUCCUUUGCCAAGUCGUCAGGCGAAGUCUGUCAGCUCAACAGGCGACUUCACCGCGUACGAUCUGUGCCCUUCACACUUCUUGAUCUACAUUCCGUCUUUGUGGCUGGGUUCUCGAUGAUCUACUGUGCGUGGUCCCACCCAAGUCUCUACGAUGCCGAAAUGGCGGCUGACCUGGGUGCUUGCUCUACUGUGCUGUAUUUGAUUACCGAGCAAUGGGGCGCAGGUGCGAAGAAAUACCGCGAUGCAUUUGAGCUGAUUGCGGGCAAGACGGCAGAGUAUGUCCUCAGCCCAAGGCGCUCACAAGUGAACAGCCAACAACGACCGCCAUCUGUUGGUCUCCAGGCACCGCUUCGUGCAUCGGCUGCAGCCAGCGACACCGUCCCGGGACCUGAGAUGCCACAUCCGGCCACUGCAUAUGACGACAUGGAGCGACCUAGUAGUGACAACUGGACAAAAGAUAGCUUGGACGUCUGGCAGAUGAUGACCGAGUUCGUUCAGACCCAGGACAGUGAUUUCGAGUGUGACCCUGUGAACUUUAGAGAAAUUGAGGAGUUCUUGACGGAAGAGGGCCUGGGAUGGUUCAAUGGAGGCACUGGUAUGGGCUUCUGA
This is a messenger RNA of Cladophialophora psammophila CBS 110553, 2220 nucleotides long. RefSeq lists its product as uncharacterized. Gene Ontology annotation, biological process: DNA-templated transcription; positive regulation of transcription by RNA polymerase II. The coding region runs from base 1 to 2220 and encodes 739 amino acids. The record is from RefSeq and is a predicted model, not a curated record. The transcript has 3 exons. Lineage: Eukaryota; Fungi; Ascomycota; Eurotiomycetes; Chaetothyriales; Herpotrichiellaceae. Gene Ontology annotation, molecular function: zinc ion binding; sequence-specific DNA binding; DNA-binding transcription factor activity, RNA polymerase II-specific.